Messenger RNA from Rotaria sp. Silwood1, 510 nucleotides. NCBI's taxonomy places the organism in Eukaryota, Metazoa, Rotifera, Eurotatoria, Philodinida, Philodinidae. The record is from the annotation of a GenBank genome assembly.
AUGUCUAAGAAGUGUGUUAUUGAUAAAUGUAGACGCAUACCACGAGCAUUAUGUCAAUGUUGUAAACAAGAUCUUUGUUAUCAACAUUUAUGGAAACAUAAUGAUUUAAUUAUUUCUCAAUUGAAAUCAUUAAGAACUGGCAUUCAUGAAGUUAAUCAUCGAUUUAAAACAGUUAAUACUCAGGAAUUAAUUAAAAACUUCGAUCGACAAAUUAAAGAAUGGCGUAUUGAUUGUUAUGUAAUAAUUGACCGUUUAUUUGAUCAAAAACGUUUAGAAUUUCAUGAAUAUAUUCAUGAAAAAGUUGGAAAACAACGUGAACAUAUUGAUCAAUUACAAAAACGCAUCGAUGAAUUAGUUGAAGCUGAAGGUGGAAAUCAACAAGAAGUAGAAUUAAUCAAAUCGAAUAUUCAUGAUCUUAAUGAAAAAAUUGAUAAAAUUGAAAAAGCUAUUUUUCCAAUUACAACUUUACCAUUAGUCGUUGAUGAACAUAUUAUUCAAAUUAAUUGUUAA